This is a messenger RNA of Phanerochaete carnosa HHB-10118-sp, 516 nucleotides long. RefSeq lists its product as uncharacterized. The transcript is spliced from 3 exons. The record is from RefSeq and is a predicted model, not a curated record. The annotation marks the transcript as partial. Lineage: Eukaryota; Fungi; Basidiomycota; Agaricomycetes; Polyporales; Phanerochaetaceae.
UUGACAAGCUUCAACGUCGCAUUCGGUGUGUAUAUUUCAAUAAAUCAAUUGCAGUUUAUUGCUCAAAAUAACUGUAGCUGCUUUCCACAUGUUGUCAACUUAGCAUGCCAAAGUGUUCUUAGUGCUAUAACUGAACUUGAGUAUGUCAAGGAAACGUCGCAAGAUUUUGAGCCAGAAAAGUUUUCGCUACACAAUUUUCUUGAUGCAGUCAAACAUGACCCUAUCGCAACUUUACGUUCUCUCAUUAGAGCAAUUCGUGCAUCUGCACUGCGUCGCCAGCAUUUUAUGCAGAUUUUAGUCAACAUGGAUAUGGCCAUUCUGCAGCUUCUCAAAGACAUUGAGACACGGUGGUCAUCAACAUAUCUCAUGAUAGAUUGGGCUAUUCUACUUCGCGAGGCAAUUGAACAAUUUCUCUAUGGUUCAGAGUUUGCAGAACUUCGCAAGUAUAGCAUGAACAAUGAAGAGUGGAAAGCUUUGGAAGUAUUCCACGAGAUCCUUCAGGUAAGUUUAGUUUUC